GUUCCUGCAAGAGAGCGAGACGCACUCUGACCAUUUUGUGUUUUCAGCAGAUUCCCUCCGACAACAAAACGUGCCGUGAUUGGUGGUGCCGCAUUGUUCUGCGCCGCCAAACGCAGGUCUGCGUUUCCUUUCGGCCAACAAAACUUUUGCGACUCUCAUAGCCACACUAGGCCCGGAAUAAUCGAACAGUAACGCUGUUUGGCUAUUGGGAAGGAAACAAAGCAGGCUAGUAUGUACAGCUUCAUGGGAGGUGGUUUGUUCUGCGCCGGGGUGGGCAACAUCCUCCUCAUCGUCUCCACAGCAACCGACUAUUGGAUGCAAUACCGCCACUCCAGCAACUACAUGCACCAAGGCCUGUGGCGCUACUGUGUGCCUGGCAAGUGCAUGACACACACCGACAGCAUUGCUUACUGGGACGCCACGCGGGCCUUCAUGAUCUUGUCGCUGUUGGCGUGCUUUAUCGGCAUCGUGAUCGGCGUCAUGGCCUUCAUCCACUACUCCUCUUUUGACGGCUUUGAUAAGACCUUCGCCGCUGGCAUCCUCUUCUUCAUCUCCUGUUUCUUCGUACUGCUGGCCAUGGCGGUGUACACGGGCGUGACGGUCAACUACUACGGCAAACGCUAUGGGAGCUGGCGCUUCUCUUGGUCUUACAUCAUGGGCUGGGUGGCCGUGGUGCUCACCUUCUUCUCAGGAAUCUUCUACAUGUGCGCUUACCGCAUGCACGAAUGCCCACGGAACUCAAACUCGCGCUGACCUCACAGAGACCAACGACGUCAUUUCCUCUUCUUGCCUCGUGAAUAUUCACGAGGAAGCUCAAUAAACCGCUGAGUGCAUCUGACUGCUUUCCAUGUUGUUGUCCUCAAGAAAAAGGCUGUCAGCUGAUGUUGCCUUGGAGUCCCAACGAUCACCAUUGCCGUUGUUAUGAUAUACAGUAUCAAUAAAUAAUGACUGAAGGUUUGUCAAUAUUGUCAUGGUGAGACAAAAUAUUUGCCCUCCCCUUUCAUACCAAAGCAACACUACCAGCAGUUUUUGUAGUUCAUGGUCACACUCCAGGAAUUGAAGGGCUCCACUGUAUAAUUUAAAGUUUGGGGCAUUCAAAUACCAGGGAACUGACUGUUGGCAUGAUGAAGUGCCAGAAAGGUAGCGCGUUGCAUUGUGGGAGUUGCUGGGGAUUGUUAGCAUUUAGGGGGAGAGCAUUGUAUUUUUCGGUGAGAAGGAGAGAAGCGGUGCUACUUUGCGUGGAAAAAUGUGUUUGUCCUCUACAUCAGGGGUCUCCAAACCAGUCCACAUAGGGCCGCAGUAGGAGCAAGAUUUAAUUCCAACAAAACAAGAUAACGCCUGUCCACCAAGCUGGUGUCUUACAAGUGUAAUCAGUUGAUUGCAGACCUCAUUAGUUAAACUUUCUAUAUUCAACCAUUAGGAACAAAAACCAGGACCCAAAGAGGCCCGUGAAGACCGGUUUAGAGACCCCUGCUCUAGCUAUCCAUUUUCAUAGCUUCAUGUUCAUUUAGAAAAAUACAAACGCACUCCCGACUCAGCCUUAAUGCAAACAGCCCAACCACCUGCAACUAAGAGAAUUCAAAUAUGUGACACUAUUAUGCAACCAUUUGGCCAAAUUUCAAAACUGUCCUAUAUGCAUGUGUGAUACAUCAUUGGAAAGCUUAAAAUCGCAAUCUUUCUGAGGUAAGAACAAUUUUGAACAGGAGGGCAUUUUUAAAAUAAUUUCUUUUAAACAGCGAAACCCUAACUGUAAGUGAGAGCAUAAUUAAAGAUGCCAUGAUUUUAAGGAGAUAUCGCAUACUGACCUUGUUUUGAUCCAAAAACUCCAUGUAGCAUGUAUCACCGAGUGUCAAGACACAGCUGUGAAUGGCAACAGCUGGAUUUUUGGGGGAUUUGAUGGCUGAAACAUGGUAGUAUAACAAGGGUCAUGAUGCAAAAAUCGCAGACAUCAAGGAGUGGUCGAGACUUUCUUUUUCAAAUAUUUACCCUUUUAAAUGUUUUUUUUUUC
Molecule: messenger RNA, 2008 nt
Organism: Corythoichthys intestinalis (scribbled pipefish)
Lineage: Eukaryota; Metazoa; Chordata; Actinopteri; Syngnathiformes; Syngnathidae
Product: lens fiber membrane intrinsic protein-like
Exons: 5
Coding region: 232-753 (173 amino acids)
Cellular component (GO): plasma membrane
Molecular function (GO): structural constituent of eye lens
Source: RefSeq, a predicted model, not a curated record